Molecule: messenger RNA, 322 nt
Organism: Acanthoscelides obtectus
Lineage: Eukaryota; Metazoa; Arthropoda; Insecta; Coleoptera; Chrysomelidae
Source: the annotation of a GenBank genome assembly
GGUCGCGACAUUUGUGUCAAAAGCCAAAAAAACAAGGCAGUAUUUAAUGGAAGAAAACGUGGAAUUAUCGGACCAUCCUCCAUAUAGUCCCGAUCUAAGUCCUAACGAUUUCUUUACUUUCCCAAAAAUUCAAAACAGACUGCGUGGUCAUAGGUUCCAGUCACCAGAAGAAGCAGUUGACGCAUUCAAAAAUGCCGUUUUGGAUCUGCCAGCAAACAAGUCGAAUAAGUGCUUCGAAAAUUGGUUAGAGCGCAUGCAGAUGUGUAUUAAUCUUCGUCUAGAAUACUUCGAAAAACAAUAAAGUCAUUUAAAACUACCUACC